Cicer arietinum (chickpea) is the source of this 2481-nucleotide messenger RNA. RefSeq lists its product as uncharacterized. The record is from RefSeq and is a predicted model, not a curated record. Lineage: Eukaryota; Viridiplantae; Streptophyta; Magnoliopsida; Fabales; Fabaceae.
AUGGCUCGUUCUUCGGAUGAUUGGAAUUUAGAGAGAGAAGAAAUACGCACGAGGCUUGACCUAAAUGAGGCGAGGACGAAGAAAACCAAAGAAUUGCUUGCUGCAAUCGCAAGCAAAUUAGGAGUGCGAUCUGAUGACGAUCAUGGUGAUGAAGGCAGUGAGAUCGGAUAUCGUGAAUGCAUCAGGGAGAAAGGGCAAAAUCGUUGGCGGAAAUUGGAAAUCCCAAUUUUUUCCGGUGAGGACGCUUUUGGUUGGACACGCAAGCUAGAUCGCUAUUUUUCGUUGCAAGUGGUCCAAGAAGAAGAGAAAAUGCAGGCGAUUCUGUUAGCAUUGGAAGGAAGAGCUUUAAGCUGGUUUCAAUGGUGGGAGAGGUGCAAUCCAAAUCCUUCAUGGGAUGCUUUCAAGGUGGCUGUCAUAAGGAGAUUUCAACCAUCAAUGAUUCAAAAUCCUUUUGAAUUGUUGCUAUCUUUGAAACAGGUUGGUACAGUGGAAGAGUAUGUGGAGGAAUUUGAGAAGUACGUUGGCGCUCUAAGAGAAAUUGAUCAAGAAUUUGCUAAGGGCAUUUUUCUGAACGGGUUAAAGGAAGAAAUUCAGGUAGAGGUAAGAUUGUUUGAACUAAAAAGCCUUACUGAUGUUAUUCAAAAAGCCCUAAUGAUAGAACAGAAAAAUAUUAUUUUGAAUAAGAAGGGGAGCACUGACUAUUCUAGACCGACUAGCUUUACAAGAAAUAAUUCUUUCAGCAAGGUGGUAACUGUUGAUUCUAAGCAUACUGCUGAUAAAAAAGUUGAUCGUCCUGCUAGUGGUAGUGUUGUUAAUAGCUCGGGAUCAGUAAAUAUGAAUGAAAGAAAUAGGAGCAGAGGGGGAGAGUUCAAACACUUAACAGGAGAAGAAAUGAGGGAAAAAAGAGAAAAGGGGUUAUGUUUCAGGUGUGAUGAGCCUUAUUCCAGGGAGCAUAGAUGCAAGAACAAGCAGUUUAAAAUGUUAAUAGUGGAGGAAGAAGAUAGUAGUGAAGAGGAGGAUAAAGAGGACUUGGUUUCAAAACAAUUUAAUGCUCUUCACCUAUCCUUAUGUUCCAUGGCAGGCUUAACUUCAUCCAAAUCCUGGAAAAUUUCAGGGGAGUUAUAUGGGAAAUCUAUGAUCAUUUUAAUUGACUGUGGUGCCUCACACAAUUUCAUAUCACAAGAAAUUGUCUCUCAAUUGCAGCUGAGGGUGGAACCAACACUCACUUACUCGGUAGAGGUGGGGGAUGGUCAUAAAGUGAGAUGUCAAGGAAAGUGUAAGAAGCUAAAACUUGCGAUACAAGAGCUGGAAGUAGAACAGGAUUUUUAUCUGUUUAGCUUGAAAGGUCCGGAUACAAACAAGGAAAGACCUAUGUUACCCAAGGAAUUAUUGGGAGUGUUGCAAGAGUUUGAAGGGGUGUUUCAGGACCCACAAGGAUUACCUCCAAAGCGAAAGCAUGAUCAUGCUAUUCACUUAAAGGAGAAUGCUGAGGUUCCCAAUUUGAGACCUUAUAAAUGUCCACAUUAUAAGAAGUCAGAAAUUGAAAAGUUAGUGGGCGACAUGUUACAAGCAGGGGUCAUUAGACCUAGUAUUAGCCCUUAUUCCAGUCCUGUGAUUUUAGUCAAGAAAAAGGAUGGAGGAUGGAGGUUUUGUGUAGACUACAGGGCUUUAAACAAGAUAACAAUUCCAAACAAGUUUCCUAUUCCCAUUAUAGAAGAGCUUCUUGAUGAAUUACAUGGAGCUAGUUUGUUUUCUAAGCUGGAUCUAAUGGCUGGGUAUCACCAAAUCAGAAUGAAAGAGGAAGAUGUGGAAAAAACUGCAUUUAGAACUCAUGAAGGCCUCUAUGAGUUCUUGGUAAUGCCUUUUGGUCUAUCAAAUGCACCUUCUACAUUUCAAGCCUUAAUGAAUGAGGUAUUGAAACCAUUUUUAAGGAAAUUUGCUUUAGUCUUUUUUGAUGUCAUAUUGGUAUACAACCCCGAUUUGUCUUCACAUGUUUCUCAUCUAAAGCAAAUACUAGAAUUGUUAGCUCAACAUUCACUCAAGGCCAAUAAGAAAAAAUGUAGUUUUGGUCAAUUGAGUUUGGAAUACCUUGGCCACAUAAUUUCAGGAGAAGGAGUUUCAGCUGAUAAAUCUAAGGUUGCAGCUAUGCAAAAUUGGCCAAUUCCAACUGACAUUAAAGGACUAAGAGGGUUCUUGGGCUUAACAGGAUAUUACAGAAGGUUUGUGAGGGAUUAUGGCAAGUUAGCAAAACCUCUUACUGAUUUAUUAAAGAAGGAUAAUUUCCAUUGGUCAGAAGAAGCUGUUUCUGCUUUUCAAUCUCUCAAAUCUGCCAUGAUUGACUUACCAAUGUUAGCAGUCCUUGAUUUUGAGAAGGUGUUUAUCAUUGAGAAUGAUGCAUCAAGCAAGGGUUUAGGGGGUGUUCUAAUGCAAGAAGGAAGACCACUAGCAUAUUGGAGUAAAGGGUUAUCUCUUCAAGCUUAG